UUUAGAGCAAUUUUCGCAUUUUAAGAUUGUUGAGCAUAUUGCACACAUUCGCACCCGGCCCAAUAUAAUUUUGAAUAGCUGAAGAAAUUGCAAGAAGGUCUUAUUCUGGCCAACCUUUUAUUUUACGAAUACGCGCCGGGCUCAAUCGCCCAAUUUGUGUUUACUUCCUAAACCAGUACGCAAUUUUUUAUUGAUGGAUCGCGAAUACAACCAUAAUAAUAUUCGUCUCCAUGGAAUAAUAUAAUAGUCGGUGCAUCUUUGUUCAUCCGGAUAUUAUACCAGUUUUUCUGCUGUGGUUUCCGCGAUUGUUAGUAGUUUUCUUCUAAAUCUGUGUGAAAAUACAUUAUGGAUACUGCUGCCGAUGUCGAGAGACAGGCUAAUGAUGUGUCUUCCCCUUCCGGCAAAGGGACGUUCUUACGGCGGACAUGCAUUGCUGUUACUGUCUACACUUGUUUUGUAGGUGCGUGGAUGUUGAGUGAUAAUAUGCAUGAUUUGCUCCAUCAUAUGCUACUGGUGACAAGUGCGACAGCUUCUCCGCUACUGUUUCCACCGGAAGUAUAUCUUACUGAGUCCCGAGCGUGGAGUUUUAUGUACGUAUCCCUACUCUUAACCGGAGCAAUCGUGUUGGGAUGCGGAAUUAAAAAGCGCUCCACGGGAUUGCAUAUAGUCUGGAUUGUCCUGUUUGCACCAUAUUUAAUUGGUCAGCUAAGGCUGUUCGUAAUUACAGUAAUGAAAUUUGUGGACCACUCGGAUAUGUUUCCCAUGCUGCACAGCUUACAUUCAGUGGAAAGCGGUGACUUUCAAAACGAAAUGACGCAAACUGUCUUUUGGUCCCAAGUUAAACUGAUUCUCGAACUGGGAUUGCUCGUUCCUCUUAAUCUGUCAUUUGUGGUAGUGGUAUUCAGCCACUCGCAACGUCUCGGGACUUUGAUUGCAAGUAAUAAUAAUGGAAGUACAUACAUCGAAAUGGUUGAUGAAACGGAACCCGCGGAAGCUGGCAGUGAGAGUUGACCUUUUGGAUGGUAGUCGUAGGCUGCAACGCCACUGCCACGUUUCCAUAUUUUCUAUGGGCGUUAUACUGGGAUCCAAAAUGGGCCUCAUAGAACUGAAUUCUUGCUGCGCUUUUGGAGCUAACGGGGGGAUCUUGUCCGGGAUACAACAUUCCAAUAACAUUUGCUCAACAAAUCACGUG
Molecule: messenger RNA, 1192 nt
Organism: Paramacrobiotus metropolitanus
Lineage: Eukaryota; Metazoa; Tardigrada; Eutardigrada; Parachela; Macrobiotidae
Exons: 5
Coding region: 346-1011 (221 amino acids)
Source: RefSeq, a predicted model, not a curated record